Messenger RNA from Drosophila hydei, 1109 nucleotides. Its product is annotated as peritrophin-44. The coding region runs from base 36 to 1028 and encodes 330 amino acids. Gene Ontology annotation, cellular component: extracellular region. The transcript is spliced from 2 exons. Gene Ontology annotation, molecular function: chitin binding. The record is from RefSeq and is a predicted model, not a curated record. NCBI's taxonomy places the organism in Eukaryota, Metazoa, Arthropoda, Insecta, Diptera, Drosophilidae.
GCCAGCUGUCGGAGCGAACAGACCUGUAAUUAAAAAUGAAAGCAAGCAGUUGCUUCGUCAUCUCCAUCUGCGCCUUAAGCCUUUGCGGCUUAACUCUGGGUCAGCGCAUAGAAGAUAUCUGUACGCUGUUCUCAGAUAAAACGGUUAUACGUGAUCCUGAAUCGUGCAGUCGUUCGAUCACCUGUCUAGAUGGCAAGAGCACCUAUAGCACCUGCAAGAGUCCAACUCCGUUCUUCGACAAGGAUACGCUGAAGUGUGUCAAGACGCUGCCGGAAGCCGACAAUUGUGAUGUUUCCUGUGCGAAUUCUGCUAGUCUUUUUGUGGCAGACCCGAAGUCCUGCUUUGGCUAUUACUAUUGCAUGGACGAGGAGACACCGGUCUAUGGCACCUGCCCAGACGCCACGCACUUCAAUGAGACCAUACAGGAGUGCAUCUGGAGCCAUACCUCCGAGUGCCACACGAGCAACUUUGACUACUGCAGCAUCAUCAAAAAUGGCGUGAACUUUGACAAUGUGCUCGGUUGCGAUCGGUAUCAUGUGUGCACCAAGGGCGUUCUGGAGGACAAGACCUGCAAGACGGGCUACUAUCAAGCCCGCACCGGUGCCUGUGAGGCUAAGACUUUGGUCCGCUGCGAUUCCCAUCCCCUGCCGAAGGAUGUGUGUGGCACAACUAAGAGUCCCAAGAAGAAUGUAAUGGUGCCCGACGGAGCCACCUGUCAAGGUUACUUCUUCUGUGCCGACAAGGGAGAAAACCAGGUCGAUGCCAAUCCACAAUGGGGCAAGUGCAAGGACGAUUUGUUCUUCGACAAAAGUACUCAAAGCUGCAUUGAACCGAAUAAGGUAGUUUGCACCGAGGACCGUUGCCAGGGUCGCACCAUACCCUUUGUCCUCAGCCCCACCAAGGGCUGUCGACAUUAUCUACGCUGUGUCGAUGGUCGAACUCUGGAUGAGAAGAGCUGCGGCAAUUACUUCUUCGACGAGGCCAAUGCCGUCUGCGUCAGUCAGAUACUAACGUAUAAUAUAUGCUAGUUAUACAACCACUCUAUGCGUGUAUCAUGAAAUAGAUCUUAUUUUCAAGAGCAUUUUAUUGAUUCCUAUUUGUUAAGCAAA